Messenger RNA from Mauremys mutica (yellowpond turtle), 3361 nucleotides. RefSeq names its product ciliary rootlet coiled-coil protein 2-like. Lineage: Eukaryota; Metazoa; Chordata; Testudines; Geoemydidae. The transcript has 11 exons. Bases 1009 to 3036 code for a protein of 675 amino acids. The record is from RefSeq and is a predicted model, not a curated record.
CGCCCGGCUCCGGGAGGGGCGGGCCCGGCAGGUGUGCGGCUCUGGCUCCCGGAUGCGGGUGGGGCCGGAGACACCUGAGCUGCCGGGACCCGUUUUCAUUCAGGCCCCGGGACCGAGAGUGUGUUUUGUUCCGUCCCACGAUUCGACUCCUCCGAGGUUCCAGAUCGGUGCGGCCCUGCGAGCCGGGUUCUAGACACUGCAGGGAUCGAGCUCGGGGGUCUAGACUCCACUGACCUCUGGAGCGGCCACGUCUGGGGAUACAGGACGAACAAUCCAGGUCUAGAGCAGGCGGGUUCCUGAUCCCACCACGUUCUAGACUCCACCAGGUUCCAGAUCAGGCCCCAGGGAACCUGCGCGUUGCUAGAGGAACAGAAAAGCUCCAACCCCCCACGUGACUGAGCAGUGACGGAUCUGGACCGUGCUGGCUUCUAGAGCCUGCAACCAGCCUUUGGCCUGUUACACCGUGAGGUGGAGUCAUCAGAUGGGAGAACUGGGUUCUAGAUUGUCCCAGGUUUCUGGCACCCAGUUCUAGAUCCUUGUGGGGGUCUAGCCUGGCCACGCGGGUGCUGAAUUCCACGUGUGUCUAGAGCCGGGUGGUCUAGGCUGGAGAGGAGACCCAGGCACAGGCCAAUCUAGAGUCACAUUCUCGUUGCUCCACGGCAGCUGGAGGGACCAGACAUAGGGCUCUGGAUUCAGCACUGGAGGGACCAGCUCAGCGGAUCCAGAGCCUCACAAUGAUCUAGAGCAGACACAGCUCUAGACGCCCUCAGGUUCCCGAGCUGACACCUGCCAAGCUGACGAGUGUGGACUCCGGAAACUCCAGCAAGACCCACUCGGUUCUGGAGCCUUCGCAUCCCCGGGAGCUGGUUCCAGGUCCUGCCUUGCUCUAGAGCAGUUGGGCCAGCGAGCUGUGGGUCUAGAACGCAGGGGUAGGGCUCCAGAAAGGGCCAGCCCAACACAGGGAGCCCCAGAGCCCCUCGGAGGUUCUAGAUCAGGUUCUAGAUCCCCAUGGAGGAGCAGAGCGACGCCUGCCGGCUGUGCGGCUCCCAGCUGCAGGGCAGCCAGCGCCGGUGGCUCUUCCACCGGGGCCCCCAGCGCCCCGACCUGCGGGUUCUGCUGGCCCACGUGUGCCGGGAGGCGCCGCGCCGGGGGGACGGACGGGGCGAGUUCCUCUGUGGGAAAUGCGCCCAGGCGCUGGGGCGGGUUUUCCGCUUCGACACGGUGAUCGCCCGGGUGCAGGCGCUGUCCCUCGAGCGGCUCCGGCGCCUCCUGGAGGAGAAGGAGCGUCUGGCCCGCUGCCUCCGGCACCUCCACGCCCGCCGCAGCCCCACGGGCAGCCUGCCCCUGAGCCCGGCGGGCGCCCCCCAGCGGCCGGCCGGGCCGUACCAGCGGCUGCUGCAGGAGGACCUGGCGCUGGCCGGGUUCGAGUGCUGGGCGGAGCCGGGCGCCCGCGGGAGCCCCUGCCAGAACCGCUGGUGCCCCGGCUGCCACGGGCUGCGGGUGCCCGACGCGGAUUACGAGUGGGUGUGCGGGACGCCGCGGCAGCUCGGCGCCAGGUCCCCGGCGCUGCCCCUCUGCCGGGACAAGUCCCAGAGCCUGCCCCUGGUGCUGCGCGCCGGCCUGGGGGGCAGCGGGGGGCCCGGCGGGUCCCUGUGCUCCCUGCGCUCCUGCUCCCUCCUGUCCCUGGCUGAGCCGGAGCCGCUGGGGGAGGCGCUGCGGGCGCUCAGGGGCAUCGGCCGGCGGGCGCUGAGGGUGCCCCGCGGCAGCAGGAUCCCGGUGCUGGCGGGGAGGGCAGCCCCCUCGGCACCCCCCCGGGAGCUGGAGGAGGAGGAGGAGGAGGAAGAGGAAGAAGAGGAAAUUGAGGAUGAAUUCGUACCACUAGGGGUGCAGGCUCUGGGGGGGCGCCGGCUCCGGCGCCGGGAGCUGACGGGGGCUGUCGAGGGGCUGACGGGGAGGCUGGCGGCCGCGGAGGAGGAGCUGAGGAGCCAUCGGGGGAACACGGGGGGCUGGGCCCCUGAGGACGCCGGGGUCCCCUCUACGCCGGGGGAGGGGCCGAGCCGGGAGGGGCUCCUGGGGGUGCUGGCCCAGUGUCUGCACAGCAAGGAGGCGGCGCUGCAGGACUGCCUGGCCGCCCUGGAGAGCCUGGCCCCGCCGGGGGCUGAGCCGCCCGCCCCCCAGAGCCUGGCCCCGCCGGGGGCCGAGCCGCCCGCCCCCCAGAGCCUGGCCCCACACCUCUGCGGGCGGCUGAAGGAGCGAGACCAGGAGCUGGAGCGCCUCCUCGCCGAUCACCUCUUGGAGCGGGAGCGGGAGCGGGGCCGCCUGCAGGGGGCGCUGCGGGACAAGGACCACGACCUGGGGCGGCUGGCGGCCGCGCUGCGCACCGGGGAGCAGACCCUGCACGCGCUGCGUGAGACGCUGGAGCAGAAGGAGCUGGAGCGGGCACAGCUGGCAUCGCUCUGCGCCAUGGCCCAGGACGCCUGGCGCCGGCAGGACCAGACCCGGGCGCUGGCGCGGAAGGAGAUGGAGGAGCUGGUCGCCGCCCUGCAGGCCGCCCUGGCCAGCAGCACCAAGGACCUGGCGGUGCUGGCCGAGGCGCUGGCGGCCCCGGCCCCGGCCCCGGUGCUGCUGCAGCGGCUGCAGGAGCAGGAGGGGCUCCUGGCCGAGGCGCUGGCCGCGCGGGCCCGGCUGGCUGCGGAGAUGGAAGCCCGGCUGCAGGGGGCGCUGGCGGCGCAGGCGGCCGCAGAGCAGCAGCUGCAGGAUCAGCUGCGCGGCUGCACCCGGGCGCUGGCCGAGCGGGCGCGGGAGGCGGGGGCCCUGCGGGGGCGCCUGGCCCGCCAGCAGGGGGCGCUGGCCGAGGGAGCCGCCGCCCUGGCGCGGUGCCGGGCGGAGCUGGCCCGACUGCGGGGGCUGCUGGAGGAGCGGGACCAGGCGCUGGCGGAGGCUGCCCGGGAGGCGGAGGAGAAGGACCGGGGGCUGCAGAAGCUGCAGAGGUGCUGGCUGCAGCGCGGGGCCGGGGGCAUGAAGCAGACGCUGUGAGCAGAGGAGGAUCUGGGGUCUGGCGUGUGGGGCCGGCUCUGCCCCCACCCUAAGCUGGGACCGACGUGGGCGCUGCGGGGGGAUCCCGGCUCCGCCAGCCCCGGCCGUGCCCAGCAGGGGGAGCCUGACUGGGCUGGGGGCCGGGGGGGCACUCCCCGGCUCGGGGCGGUUUCUGGCCCGCGUGGCCGGCUGGCUGCGUUUCUUCGGGGUUCCCAGCAGGGGGCGCUCCCCGGGCCGGCAGGGAUGCUCCCACCACUAUGCGGUGCUGCCCUGCCCCAGCCCGCUUUGGAUUAAUUAACGAACCGGCCCCAUCAAUCAAUAAAUC